Molecule: messenger RNA, 1209 nt
Organism: Lutra lutra (Eurasian river otter)
Lineage: Eukaryota; Metazoa; Chordata; Mammalia; Carnivora; Mustelidae
Gene: LHX5
Product: LIM homeobox 5
Exons: 5
Coding region: 1-1209 (402 amino acids)
Biological process (GO): neuron differentiation; regulation of transcription by RNA polymerase II
Cellular component (GO): nucleus
Molecular function (GO): RNA polymerase II transcription regulatory region sequence-specific DNA binding; DNA-binding transcription factor activity, RNA polymerase II-specific
Source: RefSeq, a predicted model, not a curated record
AUGAUGGUGCACUGUGCCGGCUGCGAGCGGCCCAUCCUAGACCGCUUCCUGCUGAACGUGCUGGACCGCGCGUGGCACAUCAAAUGCGUACAGUGCUGCGAGUGUAAGACCAACCUCUCGGAGAAGUGCUUCUCGCGCGAGGGCAAGCUCUACUGCAAAAAUGACUUCUUCAGGCGCUUUGGCACAAAGUGUGCGGGCUGUGCGCAAGGCAUCUCGCCCAGCGACCUGGUGCGCAAGGCCCGCAGUAAGGUCUUCCACCUAAACUGCUUCACCUGCAUGGUGUGUAACAAGCAACUGUCCACGGGCGAGGAGCUCUACGUCAUCGACGAGAACAAGUUCGUGUGCAAGGACGACUACCUGAGCUCCUCCAGCCUCAAGGAGGGCAGCCUCAACUCCGUGUCAUCCUGUACGGACCGCAGUUUGUCCCCGGAUCUCCAGGACCCACUCCAGGACGACCCCAAGGAGACGGACAACUCGACGUCGUCGGACAAGGAGACAGCCAACAACGAGAACGAGGAGCAGAACUCCGGCACGAAGCGGCGCGGCCCGCGCACCACCAUCAAAGCCAAGCAGCUGGAGACGCUCAAGGCCGCCUUUGCCGCCACGCCCAAGCCCACGCGCCACAUCCGCGAACAGCUGGCGCAGGAGACCGGCCUCAACAUGCGCGUGAUCCAGGUGUGGUUCCAGAACCGAAGGUCCAAAGAACGCAGGAUGAAACAGCUGAGCGCACUGGGCGCCCGGAGACACGCCUUCUUCCGGAGUCCGCGGCGCAUGCGUCCGCUGGGCGGCCGCUUGGACGAGUCUGAGAUGUUGGGGUCCACUCCGUACACCUACUACGGAGACUAUCAAGGCGACUACUACGCGCCCGGAGGCAACUACGACUUCUUCGCGCACGGCCCGCCGUCGCAGGCACAGUCCCCGGCCGACUCGAGCUUCCUGGCCGCGUCGGGACCCGGCUCGACGCCGCUGGGAGCGCUGGAGCCGCCGCUGGCCGGCCCGCACGCCGCCGACAACCCCAGGUUCACCGACAUGAUCUCGCACCCGGACACGCCAAGCCCCGAGCCGGGCCUGCCCGGCGCGCUGCACCCCCUGCCCGGCGAGGUGUUCAGCGGCGGGCCCAGCCCGCCCUUCCCCAUGAGCGGCGCCAGCGGCUACAGCGGACCCCUGUCGCACCCCAACCCCGAGCUCAACGAGGCCGCCGUGUGGUAA